Messenger RNA from Scleropages formosus (Asian bonytongue), 3110 nucleotides. RefSeq names its product olfactomedin 1b (gene olfm1b). Gene Ontology annotation, biological process: signal transduction. The record is from RefSeq and is a predicted model, not a curated record. Bases 701 to 2158 code for a protein of 485 amino acids. NCBI's taxonomy places the organism in Eukaryota, Metazoa, Chordata, Actinopteri, Osteoglossiformes, Osteoglossidae. The transcript has 6 exons.
UUCCACUCGGUAAAUGUGUUUAAAAAUGCUCGAUGAAGCAACUACUUCGGUCCGCUGGCUCUUAAAAAACUGCAGGCAGCCUUUGCAGAGAGAGUGUUUUAUUUUAUUCUUUCUUUCAUAAUUAAGAGGGGUUAAAUGCGGAAUGAUCGCAUAAACAACUCCGGCGAGGGUCCCCGGUGACACGCGGGUGGGCGUUUCACGAGCACCGUGGACCUGACAUCACGCCGCGCUUUGUUAUAUAGACCCGCGGCACGAGGCGCAUCUCGAGCAGACGGUGCGCGGCCGCCGGCACGUUCACAGCACAGGAGCGAGCGAGCGAACGAGAGAACGAGCGAACGAGCGUUUAACGGAACCGAUCGGACUCCCGAGCGGAGUCAGUGUUCGGGGAUUCUUCCUGCUCACGGGUGCACCUGCGGCGCGCCGCUCCGGGACACCAUCCCCAUCCCAGAGCAUUCGAGAGCGACGGCCAGGAGGUUCCGCGUCAGUACAAUAAGCAAGCAAAGAAAGCGAACGAGACGAGAGCAAAGUAACAAGCGCAGCUCAGUCGUGUGUCCAGCCAUGUCGAAGGCGCAGGGCUCCGAAGCGGGCACACAGGUGUCGCAGCGCGCGUUUCUGGGCACCAUGAUGAGCCGCGGGCUGCAGGGCUCUCGGGCGCUGCCGAGUGUAGAAUGAAGGUGAGCGAGGGACGCAGAGCGCAGACAUGUCGGUGCCUUUACUCAAGAUCGGGGUCGUGCUCAGCACCAUGGCCAUGAUCACCAACUGGAUGUCCCAGACCCUGCCCUCCCUGGUGGGACUCAACACCACGAAGCUCGCAGCCGCACCCGGGGGUAUCCCCGAUCGGAGUAUCGGAGUGCUGCCAGCAAACCCAGAGGAGUCAUGGCAGGUCUACAGCUCAGCCCAGGACAGUGAGGGCAGGUGCAUUUGCACCGUGGUGGCCCCCCAGCAGGCCAUGUGUUCACGGGAUGCACGAACCAAACAGCUGAGGCAGCUGCUGGAGAAGGUCCAGAACAUGACACAAUCCAUCCAAGUGCUGGACCAGCGGACGCAGAGGGACCUUCAGUAUGUAGAGAAGAUGGAGAUUCAGUUGCGUGGUCUGGAGACCAAAUUUCGACAGGUGGAAGAGAGCCACAAACAAAAUAUUGCCAAGCAAUACAAGGCAAUAAAAACGAAAAUGGAGGAACUUAGGCCAUUGAUACCAGUGUUGGAGGAGUACAAAGCCGAUGCAAAAUUGGUAUUGCAGUUUAAAGAGGAAGUCCAGAAUCUGACGUCAGUUCUAAACGAACUUCAGGAGGAGAUGGGAGCCUAUGACUACGAGGAGCUACAGAACAGAGUGUCAAAUCUUGAGGAGAGGCUCCGAGCAUGCAUGCAAAAAUUAGCUUGUGGGAAGUUAACAGGGAUAAGCGACCCAGUCACAAUAAAAACAUCUGGAUCAAGGUUUGGAUCAUGGAUGACGGAUCCUCUGGCACCUGAAGGAGAUACCAGGGUGUGGUACAUGGAUGGCUACCACAACAACCGCUUUGUGCGCGAAUACAAGUCCAUGGCAGAUUUUAUGAGAAGUGACAAUUUCACUUCACACCGGCUACCCCAUCCGUGGUCGGGCACUGGACAGGUGGUGUACAACGGCUCCAUCUACUUCAACAAAUUCCAGAGCCACAUCAUCAUCAAGUUUGACUUCAGGACCUCCUCCAUCGGCAAGUCACGACAGUUGGAUUACGCGGGCUACAACAACAUGUACCACUAUGCAUGGGGUGGCCAUUCUGACAUCGACCUCAUGGUAGACGAAGGAGGCUUGUGGGCCGUGUACGCCACCAAUCAGAAUGCAGGCAACAUCGUCAUCAGCAAGCUGAACCCCAACACCCUUCAGAUCAUCAAGACCUGGACCACUAACCAUCCCAAGAGGAGCGCCGGUGAGGCUUUCAUGAUCUGCGGCACACUUUAUGUCACCAAUGGCUACUCCGGAGGCACCAAGGUUUACUACGCCUUUCACACUAACUCCUCCACCUAUGAAUACAUUGAUAUAGCCUUCCAGAACAAGUAUUCCCACAUCUCUAUGCUGGACUACAAUCCAAGAGACCGGGCCUUGUAUGCGUGGAAUAAUGGACACCAGGUGCUCUACAACGUCACUUUGUUUCACGUUGUUCGCUCCGAAGAGCUCUAGACUCCUGCUUACAGAUAUUUCGUAGUCUUCAGUGCUUUCGUGGAACAUAUGCUAUUGAAGAAUAUGACAACAAAAAGUUGUCUGCAAUAACAAAAUAUACAGUAAAUAUAUAAUGAAUGGAGGAAGUUGCCAAAAGGUCACACAUGUCUUUUUUUUAAGUAAAUCAAAAUAAACUAGAGUCUACUGGUGUGUCCAUGAAAGCACGUCAUUUCCUCGCCUUUGCUGUAUAAACUGGUAGCAAACUCGGAAUUACUAUCGGUAAAGAACCGGAGUUCUGCGCACAGAAUCUCUACACAGCGACAGGAUCAAUUCAUGUACUUUAUAAUAGUUCAAGGAAAUGAUCCAUGCAGCGAAGAAGAACACCAGAAUUGAAUACCCUGACUGUUGGAAAUAUCCAGUGUAUCAUGCUUGUUUUUGUGGCUAUUUGUGGAAAAUUGCCUUUUUCUUACUCUUUUGCAUGGCCUUUUAUAUCACCGUCACCUUUUCCUCUUGAUGUUUUUUGCUGAUAAUGCCAUUAAGCUACAGAGGUUAAAUACCUGAGUGGUAAAUGCUUGAUGUUGUUACUGUUGUGCUUUCUUUGUCCUUAACUGAACUGUAUAAAAAGCUCCUGUCCAGCGACGAACAGGGACUGAAUCAGCUUGACAUAUCUAAAGAAUGAUAAUGUAGCUAGAAACUGGCACGUCUUUAGAAUGUAUUUUACUGCUUUUUAUGUUGCCAAAUAGAGAUCAAUGGCUUACACCUCUGUGCUUAAUUGGAUGUGUCUUGUACAUGAAGCAAAGUAGUCCAAUUCAUAUUGAUAAACAACAAUCCUCAUUCUGAAUGUAUAGCCUGAAAAAAGGCUUUCUUCAGCUUUGAGAUUCUGAUGUAUCUGAUGCAUUAUUUGUGAAGAUUUUUGCUUACUUUUACAAUGCAACGAGUUACUAAUCAUGUUUUUUGAGCAUGUGACAGUUAA